AUGAACAACUACAAACUAUCAGAAUGCAUGACCAUACUCAGAUCACCAUAAUAAUUCUUGGGAGACGAGCCAUCUGUCUCUGUACAACUUAUCGUGGUGGUCGUGACCUUUAUACCCAAUCCCAUGUUAGCCUGCAUUCGUCGCAGUUCCAACAACAACAUGAGGGUCACGCCGUCUGUUUUUGCCCUGUUAUUGGUAUUUGCCGUGCUCGGUUCUGUGUUGGGUAAAGCCAAAAACACAGACCUCGCAGAAAACACUUUGGUUCAGAGGGCUCUGACCGAUGAAGAACUGAAAGAUCCCAAUAAACGCGUCGCCGUAGGUGCAGUAGUGGCUGGUGUAACAGCCGUGCUGCCCCUCCUGGAGAAGGUCGCAUCAUACGUUCACACGGCCCGGUCCUGCGUGAUAGCCAUUGCAAACCAAGGGAACAAAGCCUUAGUAAAUCCAACUUGGUACACGGACAAUGGUGUUAUCAGUGGUCAUCCGCCGUACACCAUUCUGCCCAAUACAACCGGACUCCUGGAGUUUGACCAAGGCAAACUUCCCGCGGGCACCGAAGGGGUGGUGGCAUACGAGGUGGCCGGAACCAACUGGAGAGUCGCCGUGAUGUGGAGUGUGCCGUAUAUCUAUGGAAUCUGGUCCAACCAUUUCCACGUGAAGGUGUAUAAUAACAUGGACGCUUCAAAGGAGAUGUUCAAACAGAUGUACCAUCUCGCCGACCCCCGCAAUGCAGAAAACGGCGGCUACAUCAACGCCGUUGAACACGGCAUUGUCAUGCGGUCCACCAUGACCGACUCCAGCGUGGCCCGUCUUGCCGUAUGGGUCGACCCCAGCAACCCCGAAGGUGACAUCUGGUGGAAGAAUUUGCACUCCGGAUGUUCUUAUAACGCGCUAUGGUUCAGUAGUUACUGCUGGAGAGAGUGCCCUAACGCCACGGGAUGGUGCUGGCAAGACAUUAAGUGCAGUAACGACAACGCCUGUAGUACCACCAUGGCCCAAAAGUGCCACUCUGGGUGUUAGGUUUAAUGUGGCAUGACACAGAUUUGGUGGAAAAAAUGGAUGUUGCCUUUUUUGAAAGUGAAAGCUGUGUUGUGGAAUGAAUAAAUUAUGCAGAUCAAACUGGUAUUUUUCUUGAAUAUUUAAUAAGCUUAUACAUACAUUCUUUGUGCAUUUAAAGGGA
Molecule: messenger RNA, 1177 nt
Organism: Lingula anatina
Lineage: Eukaryota; Metazoa; Brachiopoda; Lingulata; Lingulida; Lingulidae
Product: DELTA-actitoxin-Aas1a
Biological process (GO): pore complex assembly; cytolysis in another organism; monoatomic cation transport
Cellular component (GO): pore complex
Molecular function (GO): channel activity
Source: RefSeq, a predicted model, not a curated record